AUCAGGAAGAGAAGAAGAGAGGUGCAGCUUGAGCGACGAUUGGAUAGGAAUAUCCAAUGUGGUCGGAUGGUCAGAUGACUUCAUCUGAUAUCGAGUACCCACGAGCAAACGUGUCUGGAUAGAUCUGGGAGGUGAAACCUGAUGGAAAAUGGUGGUAACGGUUAACGGGUAACGCUCGGGCGGGCGGGGUUCAGUCAGGGACUCGUUCCUCUGAAUCUCUCGGCAGUCGGUGAAAUGUGCGAUAGUUAAUUUAAUAAUUAUGACUCGACUUUUACAUCUGCCCGCCCGUAACGCGUGUUCGGUCGUUGAAUUCAAUGUGACAUGACAUUUUGUGCAAUGGUCGGUUGCUGAAAUUGAACUUUGGAUACCGAUGGGCUCGGAAACGUACGAGGGCUUCUGACCUUCUGAAUCAGAGAAUGGAUGCGGCCUGGAAUCACAGGCUACGAGACGGCUGGGUGUCUCUGGGAGUUGCGGACCGGGUAAUUCAGUUCGUAUGCACCAGCGAACUUGGGUAGCCUGCAGUCAAUAAGAAUGAGACAUGGGAAGGCAAGAUGAAGGAUAAGAGGGGGGAGAAGAGGAAGUGAAUGAGAUAGUCAGGUGCACGCUGCGAUGGACAAGGAUAAUUAUGCAUUUGACAUUAGUGUCGCUAGGCGCUCUGGUCGGACGUGUACGCGCGCCGUCUGUGCGGCUGCGAAAUUUAAAGAGCCCCAUCGAGUCAUACAGAAAAGUGUUGGUCGAAGCUAGGCGAGCGCAGCACUGAGAUUGAUGGAGGAUGGAAUCAGCCGAUCCCCGAGAAGGUUUGAAUGCAAUGAUAGGAUAGCCAUCGUGUGUGACAGCGUCAUUUUGAGUGAGUCCUGAAUGGUGCGCAUGUCACUGUGUGCCUGCACCACCCGAGGAAUGCGGAUGCUCCCAGUGAUGUAUGUCGGGGUUGGUCGGUACGGUCUCUUAGAGGACGAACGCUUCAGCACUGUCGGUCCGUUGUCUAAUCUCUUGUGGAAUUAGACUCCAGUCGGGAUGGUCGGGAUUGACCGAAUCAGGAAGGAGGAGAGAUUCGAUUUCAAGGUCCGCUAUGCCGCGAGUACGUACGUACGCGUGUCUCUCUCUCGCCCACCCAUACCGUCCCUGGCCGAUAUCUUCGCCAGACAACUACAAGAACAUUUCCUGGGCACCAUAAAUCCAUCUGUCUUACCACCAGCUCCCGCUAUAUCCGCUCGACAGCGUCGGCCCCGCCGCCAUCGUCGACCUGACCUCUCUCUGACCUCGAUACUACUCCUGCCGAUCCGACAACCCGAGGCUGAAACAUUGCUCAGUCAGCAAUAGAUCUGCGUCACAUACACCACGCUCCCGUCUCUCUCAGGUCCCUCUCGUCCUCCUCUCAGCUUAACAUCUAUCUUACUCUCCCUCACCGACGUCAUGGAUCCUCUGGGUGCCGCCCCGCUCUGGGACUUGUCGCUGCCGCCGUCCCUUCCCGCUCUCGCUGACGAAGAGUUUAUCGCUCUCCUUCAGAAACAAUUCGGUGCGAACAACGGUCUUUCUCGCAUUGAUGACGACAAGGAGGCACCACCACCAACUACCAACAUUAACCCCCAGAAUUUGACUCGUCUCCCGAUCCCAAGACCAGUCGACUCCCCGCCGAGCGACGACAGUAGUCCAAGUCCCAACGAGGCAAAUGUCUCGCGGUCUCGCAGAGAGUCCGGCGUCUUCGAUCUCGACGACGCGGACGGUGCGGACGAGGACCCGUCGUUGAAAAGAAAGGCGGGUGAGGAGGACUUGGGCACCGAGCCAUCGCUCAAGACGCAGCAUACAUCACCUAAAAAGGGCUCGGCUUCUCGCCGCAAAUCCACCGGAAACCCGACUGCAGAUGACUCCCGUCUUCUUAAGCGGAAAGAACAAAACCGAGCUGCUCAACGUGCGUUCCGGGAGCGAAAAGAGAAGCAUGUAAAAGACUUGGAGGACAAGGUUGCCGCGUUGGAAGAGAAGAAUGCUGCGGCGAUUCAGGAAAAUGAGUCUUUGCGCGAGGUCGUCAGUCAUCUACAAUCCGAAAAUAUGCGACUACGACAGUCGUCAUUCACAUUCGCCGUCCCACCAUCAGCAUCAACAGCAAGCAGCAGCCAGAGCAAUGGGUCGGAUGUCAACGGAAAUAAUCAAUCUAAUGCUCAUCGCGACUCCCAGACGAAUACGUUUAAUAUACCGCCAUCGACGACUACGUCUUCCACAGCUUCAACUCAUGAUUCACCCGAAUCAUUAUUCUUGACCGACAAUAGUGACGGUCAAUUGUCCUUCCUGGGACGAAAUCUGAUACCACUCAGCUCUGAACAACAACAAACCGCAACGGCAGAUGCGAUGAAUAUGGACUUCGGCUUUGGUCCCGUCCUAUCUCACACGCCGUACACUACGAUUGCCAGUAACCCAUUGUUUAUGUCAUUCCGUGAACCAGAUGUCUUUGAUUCGCUUGUACAGCAGCAACAACAACAACAGAAUCACGGUCAAAGUGCUGCUCAGUCUGGUCAGUCCUACGACUUCUCGCAGCAGUUAUUCCCGGGAGGAUGGCCAGACGUGGCAAUGAACAACGGCGGCUCGCCAAACACUUCGAUGCAAGCGUUUGAUCUGACGAACUCGCUUGAUGAGCUGUUCGGCACGUCGUAUAACAAUGGUAGCAAUGGAUUAGAUUACACGAUGAACGCGGCGAAGGCCAGCCCGUCGACGAGUCUGAGCCCCGUGUCGCAUCGCAAUUCGGAGCAGUCUACGCCUGGUGCGAGCUCUUCGUCAUCCUCACCAUCAGUGAGUGGGAGUCCUGUUGUUACAAGGGACACACCGUGCGAUCCUUCAAAGAAGUGCACGAAAUCCGACCUUGCGAAGGCCAUUGCAUUGGACAAAGGAUCUAUAUUCGCUGCGAGACCACAGGAGUCCCAUUCGGAGGACUCAUCACCUUCUCCACCGAAGUCGGGAACAUUGGAUGAUGACCAGUGCGAUGAGUUCCCACCGUGUAAGGGUCUUCAACUCCCAAAGACCCAGAAGAACGAGAACAAUGUUGAGGUUAUGGCUGCAUGGCGAAAGAUUCGCCAUGAUCCAAAGUUCCAGGACAUCGACAUUAACCAAUUAUGCACAGAGUUCGCGUCAAAAGCAAGAUGCGACGGGUGUCACGUUGUAAUUGAGCCGAGCGGGAUGCAAGAGAUACUAGACUCGGUAUCGCGUGCAAAGAGGGAGAAACAGCAGAGUGCAUUGUUCAGUGCGAGUAAUUCGGCUGGUCUAUUUACGAAAUAAAUAGACUUUCCUGGGUUUAUUCUUUUGUGCAAUCACUUUUUUUUUAAACAUUGCAUUGCAUUAGUACCCUCCCCUCCCUCCCCCCCUAACCUCACCUUCAUAUUUUACGUAUUUCGCACGCACUUGUCCUAACCCUAACGAACUUGUUGGUAUGAGUUGCAACAUAUAUCUCACACGUACACCUCUCCUCACCCCACACAAUCUGCAUCAAAUCUCUUGCAUCGAAUCCACGCCCUUGUGGGUACAAUAAGUAGUUAAGAAUUAUAUGUAUAUGAAAUCGUUCUCUUUUUUCGCUUUUCGUUUUCGUCUUCGUCUUCGUCUCUCUGGCUUUCGUUUUCUUGUCUGUCU
Molecule: messenger RNA, 3612 nt
Organism: Fomitiporia mediterranea MF3/22
Lineage: Eukaryota; Fungi; Basidiomycota; Agaricomycetes; Hymenochaetales; Hymenochaetaceae
Exons: 5
Coding region: 1414-3264 (616 amino acids)
Cellular component (GO): RNA polymerase II transcription regulator complex
Molecular function (GO): DNA-binding transcription activator activity, RNA polymerase II-specific; transcription cis-regulatory region binding
Source: RefSeq, a predicted model, not a curated record